GCAUUCAGUUGCUGUUCUGCGUCGCCGGCCGAUCGAUCCACACAAGAGACGAGCACCGAUCGACGGGCGCGGCUAGCGUUUCGGCUGGCGUUUUUCACGCAAAAAUGUCGUCCGGACUUGUGCAAAUGUUGGACUUGUGCCGGUUGUGUCUCGUGAAAGAUCGUGUGGGCGUGCCGAUAUUCGAGGAUGAAGGGGACGUCCGACAAGUUUUCCUCAAGAUCGCCGCCUGUCUGCCCGUCAAGGUGUCUAGAGAAGACAAAUUACCUAAGAAAAUAUGUGACGACUGUAUGUAUAAACUAGAAUUAUUUUAUCAAUUUUGGAAUACGACGGCGAACGCCGAGAAGCAGCUUUUACAAUGGCUCGGCGAAGUAGAAAUGGAGGACAAACAGGGUUACGUAACGGGAGUUCUCAACCCGAGCGUAAUGAAGCAGGAGCAGCAUCAACAGCAACAGGCUAGUGAAAAUAGUAGGUUAGAUGGUGGGAGCGUGAUGCAGCAGCAGCAGCAAGUAGUGGCAUCGCAUCAACAACAAAGUAUGGGGGGCAUGGGAAUGAUUGAGAAUAUGGCUGGUCUCGGUAUGCCUAUCAUAAUCUCGACAGCCAAUCAGCAGCAGCAGCAACAACAACAAAUAACCUCAGUAGUAGUUCCUAUGGACACGAGUGGUGGCGCUAGUUCUGUUGUACAAACGGUACAGGGUCUACCGGGACCGAGUACGCACAGUAGUCACGACCAAAUCACACAAAAUCAGGUAGCACCUAGUGUGCCUGGCGGCGGUGGCGGUGGACAACACCAUGAGGAGGACGAAGACUCGAGCGAGGACGAGGAGAACGAGUCGGACGAUGAGUGCGACGGCGACGACGGCCUACCUGUAAAAGAAGAGGGCGAAGAAGAUCCUAACAAUAGAACCGUAGAACCUACCACCUUUGUCAAUGUUUCGUUAGCGUGUGACGAAGCUGGCCCCUCAGGACUUCAACAACAGAAAAUCACGGAAAUGCCCGAAAUGACGAUGCCGCAGGUUGCCAGCGCCGACAACAAGACUGGGUUGCACAGAGUAAUGGAUGAUAAUCGAGGGAUAUUUUUCUUUGGGAAAGAAUCUGUAAUGAUGCGAAAGUGGCAGAUUUUGGAAUUUGAUGAUAAGCCAUAUUAUGCCUUCGUGCCUGAAAAUGAGACUCCUCUGGAAGAAGAUAUGAUACCCGAGUACCUAGAAAACCAAGAAACAAACGACUAUGGUAAAAAGAUUGCUAAAAUCGAAUACGAGGAAAUGUCUGAUAAUUACAACGAAGAGGAAUUUGAUUACAGUAAUGAGCAUGAGCCAUUAGAACGAGCGGAAUAUCUCGAAAUGGAGGACAUAAAGCCGAUAACCGGAAAUGAUUCCAACAAAGAAAACGAAGAAGGCGCUUCCUUUGACUAUCAGAUGAAACUAAGCAGCAUCGAAAAACUUGCUCAGAAUCCCUUAGACCAAAAUAAAUUUCCAGAAGAACCUGAAAUCGAAGCUGAGAAAGAUAUAGAAUAUCUUGACGAAGAGGAGCUUUCCGACUCAUUUUUAGAAGAUAAAUCUUCCAUCUCAAAGAUAAAUGAUUCGCCUAAAUUUCAGAAAACCAUGACCACCUCAACUGCCUUGAAGUGCAAGGCAUGUUCCGAAACUUUUGGGUCCAAUCUCGCUUUCAGGAAGCAUGUUGCUUGGGCCCACAAGAAGAAGGUCUGCAUUCAGGAAAACGGGGCUUACAUCUGCUCGGUCUGCGAUUAUCGGACACUGAAAAAGAGUUCCUUCGCAGCCCAUUUGGAAAGGAAGCACGAGACCUGGACUACAAAAAGACCCAGCAGCCUAUUUUUCCCCUGCGCUGCAUGCGGAUUCGUCUGCAGUUCCAAACACUCGCUUCAAUCCCAUUUUAUUCGAAAACACACCGACAAGUUUGAGCAUCAGUGCAAGUUCUGUGCAAAAAAGUUCAAGGUCAAGGGGGAUCUCACGAAUCAUGUGCGAUUCCAUCACAAGGAGAAGCCAAUCAGUUGCGACGUUUGCGGGAAGAUCUGCCAGAAUACUGGAUCCUUGUAUGUUCAUCAGAAGUGGGCGCACUACAAGCCAAAAUUCGAGUGCCAAAUUUGCCAUAGGCGGAUGGUCACGCAGGAAAAUCUGGAUCAGCAUUUGGUGAUGCAGCAUGAGAAGAGGGAGAAAAUCGUUUGCGCUCAGUGCGGCAAGACCUUCACGAAGAAGGAUUCCUUCAAGAGACACAUGGCCGUACACACCGGAAGCAAGCCACACUCUUGUGUGAUAUGUCCGAAACAUUUUGCGCGUCGGUCCCAGCUGAGGCAGCAUUUGCUCAUUCACACGGGAAAGAAGCCGUUUGUUUGCGAUAUCUGCGGCAAGGGCUUCACCCAAAAGCCGGGACUUAUCUGCCACAGGAAGAUACAUCCUGGGAAUCAUCCUCCUCUGCCGGUUAUGCCGAUUGGAGAUUUGGUCAAGGAAUUCACGACAGAACAUUUGCCGAAUGAUGUUCGGGAAACUGAAGAUGAUCCGGAUUUCAUGGAUGGCGGGGAGAUUCUCCAGGGUGAAGAGAUUCUUCACAGUGAAGAGAUCCUUCAUAGUGAAGAGAUUCUUCCGGGCGAGGAGAUUCUUCAUGAAGAGAUUCUCCAAGAGGAAACUGCCGACGGGGAGGAGAUUCUUGAGGAUCAGGAAUUUCUGGAGAGUCAGGAAGUGUUUUACGAACAAGAGAAUCAGGACGAAGAAUUUGAUGUCGAGCAAAAGUAUCAUGUUGAUCAGCAGUUUCUUGAUGAUCAGCAGUUCCAUGGUACACUAGGUAUUCAAGAAAUUGGAGAGAGCCAAGAAAUUGAAAUUGGUCCUUCAACAGAGAGAGCGGGUGAGCUCAGUCUGAAGUUGCGAAGAACCGCUGCAUGGGGAAAGUGGUGGGAGAGCGUCGGAUGUGGCCGGCGUGAGUACGCUCUCCCGCCAAAAUCGAGUGCCGACCUCAGGCUCGCCUUCUACCGCCGCAAAGGGCGAAGUGGUUCAACAUUGACCGUCCCUUCUUUCUGUUUUAGGGAAACGGAAAUAAUUUACAUCAGAAUCGAGCCCGGAUCGAUCCUGCUUCCCGUGAAAAGAAGGGUCAGGAAGCCACCCGAAACGAACAACAACACCGCGCCAAUCCGCAAUCCCUCGAACAAUAAUGACGAUGAAAUCGACAAAAUUAUCCACGACCUUGAACAAUACAUCUGUGAUUUUUGCAAUGUGAGUUUCACGUCGAAGGACGAUCUAAGCGAACACAUAUCGCUCUACAAAUUCUCCUGUGAAAUCUGCAGCCAGCAUUUUCAGUUCAUGCCGCAACUCGAUGUCCAUUACUCGUCGAAUCAUGGUCCGGAAACGUUUCCGUGCUCCAAGUGCGACUACGUCUGCAAAUCCAUGUCCACUCUGCAGUAUCACUACGUCAUGAAUCAUAUGCAGGGGAAAAAUUAUAAAUGCGAGAUAUGUUCCAGGAAAUUCAAGGACAAAAAUGAUCUAAACAUUCAUUUAAGUCGGGCUCACAGUGGAAAUUCGUGCACUUGUGAAAUAUGUGGACACAAAAGUUCAAGUUUUCAGGCUCUCAAGAGCCACAUGAGAUUCAUUCAUCACAAAACCGGACUUUCCCCGGAAUUUGGGGAAAAAUGCACAACUUGUGGGAAGAACUUUAUGGAAAAGGGGGCGUUGAAGAUGCAUAUGAAGGUCCACUCGAGCGCGAGACCGUACGAGUGCGUCAUUUGUAAUAAUAAUUUCUCGAGGCAGGCGUCUUAUGAGCAGCAUGUCCUGACCCAUAUGGAGAAAAAAAUGUAUCCGUGUGACGUUUGUGGAAGAGAUUUUACUCAAAAAUCGGGACUUAUUUUCCAUAGAAAGAGGCACAAAGGUGAUCUUCCACCGCUGCCGACUGUUUCUGUGAAGAAAGUUGUGGAGGAUUUUAUUGCGAAUUUUUUGCGCGAGAGGCGUCAUUCUAGUCCGGAAAGUAAUUUCUUUGACCAAUCAGCACGAGACCCUUUAUUUAUUCCCACGCCGAAUUACCACGCAGCUUACGAAUUUCCGCAAAUCCUACCAAAAAUAAAGCCCGAUAUCGAAAUCCCAACUGGUCCGCAUCCAAUUGACGAUGGAACACCUCGACCAUUGUAUCUCUGUGAGCACUGCGACUUUACAAAUCCUAACCGCGAGUCUGCAGAAGCUCACAUUUCUCAAUCGCACGAUUCCAAGCAAGCCUACACUUGUAGACUCACUUGCGAGAAAGACUUCCCCACUUUCGAUCAUCUGGCCAUUCACAUAAAGUCCACUCACAGAAAAUUCCCCUACAUCUGCGGCGUCUGUGAUUUCAAGGCCAAGGAAUUCGGAAACCCCCGGGUGAUGUGGUUCCACAUGAGAGCGCGACACGUCAACAUCACCGGGGCCGCUGAAAAUCCCCUGACUUGUAAAAUCUGCGACUUCAAAAGCACCAGCAACCGAAUGUGGGAGCACAUGCAAGAGCAUCACAUGAAAACGUCCCACAAGUGCGUAAUUUGCAAAUUGUACUUUACCUCGCAACAGAAGCUCCGGAAUCAUACCUUGAAGAAGCACAUCCAGAAUAUAGUUGCUGUCUCAUCAUCGCCGCAGGUCCAGGUGAACAAUUUCCGGCCGAUUGCGCCCAAAGGGGAAGGUCUUCCGCCUCAAAAUGCUCUGCUUCCGAAUAUUCUCCCUCAAAGUCCUCUGGUUCCCGUCGCGCAAAAAGGGCCUUCGAGCUACACGGGCCAGCUGAUUUGCCCCUGCAUGGAGAUUUCUCGGGCAAAGUAUACCCUUCACUUGCGAUCUCGAAUCUGCCUGGUUUGUGGUGUCGCCUAUGACACGAAGACUAAUUUGCAUCUGCAUCUGCAACAGUUACAGGAAGAAAUUGACACGAAUUUGAAUCAGCAGCGUUCUGGGAUCUCGGUGGAACAUUACAAGAUCGCCUGCAAGCCUUGGACGAUUGAAAAGCUUACCCAUAAAAAUGCCGAGCCUAGUGUCGAAUAUAAGGAAGAAUGUCUGGAAGUGAGUGACGACGAGGACAAGUUGGUGCAAGAGACAAGUUUCGUGAAUCCCUUGGCUUAUCACGAAUCCGGUUUCUACAAAAAUCAGGAAAACAGACUCUACAUCCACGACAGAAACCAGGCCGCCUUCUUCUACUCGAACGGGCCCCUGACUUCUCAACUUUUGGAAAAGAAUCCACUGAGUCUUUCCGAUUUUAUCAACCACUCAUCGAUUCAGUACGAGCGGAGCAUCUAUAAUCAGAGCAAUCCGCUCGGCGAUGGUCCACCUCUUCCUCUCGAGUGUGUCUUGCUUGAAGAAAAGCAGACAACUUUUCCCUGCGAACUCUGUGAUAAGGUUUUCAAAUACAAAAGAGGUAUGCGCGAACACAUGAGACGCUGUCAUACCGACACAGCACUCGUGGAAUGUUCGAUUUGCGGCUCGAAAUGCACGAAAUUUUCUCUGGCCCGUCACAUAAGAACCCAGCACAUGAAGUCUGCCUUUGAGUGCAAAAAGUGCGGUAAGAACUUCGACAAAAAGGAGAAUCUCGAGACCCACACGCGCACGAAACACAAAAAGUAUCACUGCCUCUUCUGCAAGAAGGUGUUUCCGGACAACCAGAAGGUCACCUCCCAUAUGAGGAUUUACCACGACUUGCGACCUUAUCCCUGUCCGGCUUGUAACAGACCUUUCACGACCAAGCAGGGGAUGCAUCAACAUCUACUUCUACAUACGGGGAAGCGACCCUAUGCUUGCGAUAUUUGCGGCGAAACGUAUAUUCAGAAAUCUAAUCUCAACUUUCACAGGAAGAGCCAUCCGGGACCACUUCCUCCCGUUCAGCCGACUUCUAUAGCUCAUAUUGUGAAAAAAUUCACCCAGCUGUUGGAGUACAAACGGCGAAAACAGGGCAAGGACAAGAAAAAAAAGAGCAGUGAGAAAAGGAUUGAGGAUGAUCCGUUUCCAUAUUUAGAGCUUGAUGUUGAAAAAGAUUAUGCCGAAAAAGAGCUCGACGUUGAAAAAGAGCUCGAUGUUGAAAAAGGGCUCGAUGCUGAAAAAGAGCUCGAUGUUGGGAAGGAGCCCAAUGCUGCAAAAGAGCUUGAUGGUGAAAAAGAGCCCUAUGCUGCAAAAGAGCUUGAUGGUGAAAAAGAGCUCGAUGCUGAAAAGGAGAUUAUAGAAGCAGAGUCUAGCAGGAUCAGUGAGAUUAAUAUUAAUUUGAAGACAAGGGAGGAGGAGAGCCAGGAAAAUAGAGAGAUUAUUCGAAAUGAGGAAAAAUCUGAGAAGAUGGGUAAUGAAGAGACAAAUCUACAUGAUCCGCUGGAUGAUUCCUCCAUUGUCAAUAGUGAAAAAGUGAAAAAACCGGUACCGCCGCAUCUUCGUCGAAAAAUUAAGAAGCGCGCAUCAUUCAGAAAUAGAUGGAACCGUAGAAAAUCCGAUCGUAAGAGAAAAUUAAAAAAAGAUUUAACUGAAGCAGAAGAAACUCAACAAAAAACUGUAAAUCCGCCCGUUUUACGUGUAAAAUCACUCGCGGAAUUGGGAGAACCACAAUCGUCCAUGGUACCAAGUCCUCGCGUGCAGAAACAUUUGGUGCAUCUCGUCAAAUCAAACUUGCCUGAGCAUGUCGGCAAAAGAUUCAUGUUGAACACGAGUUCAACAGGCGUCAAAUAUUUGACUCCCAUCAAUCCUGAUCUUCAAGGUCAAGGAAAGAGAUUCUUCCUCGUGAAGAAUUCGCCCUCAACGGAUCCACUAACUUUGGUAACGGAAGCGAUACAGGAACCGGUUCCGGAAAAGCGUCUUCUAAAAAUGCAGCAAGCUUCACAGGUCGCCAGAGAGCCAACCAUUCCCGCAAAGCUCCACAUUUUGAAGACGCAAUCCACGGAGAAGGAUGUUGCGCCAUCAGAGUUUGCGCCAACCUGGGAUGAAGCAUCAUUAUCCAUAUACACUUGUGCUCAUUGCAAGGUGGAUUUCCCCUCGCAUUUAGCUCUUGCUGAUCAUCUGAAAAUGGCGAAACUUCAGUGCAAUUCUUGUAAGAAGGUGUUCAAGUCGAAGCCGGCGUUGAGGCUGCAUUUGAAGAAAGUCCACCGAAUCAAAGGCUUCAAGUGCAAGAAUUGCGAAUACCUCGGCACCUGCAUGUGGGACCUGAAACUUCAUCAGGCGAAGGGUAUCUGCCAGGAUUAUUUGAAUCCUUGCAACGAGUGUGACAAGGUCUUCAAGAAUGCUGAAGUUUUGGCUCAACAUGUGCAACUGGUGCAUGAGAGUCCAGCUUCUUCGUCGGAACUUCUCUGCGAGGUUUGUGGCAAAGCGUUCAAGAAUUACUACACGCUCCAGCGACAUAAUGAAGGUGCUCAUGAGAAUGUCCAGUUUCCGUGCAAGGAGUGCGACAAGAUCCUCUAUUCUAGGUACUCAUUCAACCGACACUUGAGGUGGCAUGCGAAUAAGGACAAAAUAGUUUGCGACAUUUGCGGAAAGUCGUUCACUAUUCGGCAUCAGCUUCUGGUUCAUAUGAGACAACACACUGGCGAGAAGCCGUACCAGUGCAGCAUUUGUAGUAAAGCUUUUGCUAAGAGGACCACUUUGAGACAGCAUUUACUCAUUCAUACUGGGGUGAGACCCUAUGUUUGUGAUAUUUGUGGAAAAUCCUUUACGCAGAAACCAGGACUCACUGGUCACAGAAAAUCACAUCCGGGAGAUCUUCCGCCAAUGCCGAUGAUUAGUGUUACAAAACUUAAUAAUUGCAUCCUUUGUUUUAGGUUUUGCAGCAGCCAUAAGACAGGCAGUCGGCGAGCCUUACAUGACUGUCGAAAAUGUGGAAUUGCAUUUCGUCACGUAUGGAAAUUAGUCGAACACUUAAAAAAUUCUCACGGAAUCAAUCAAGGUUUUAAAUGCGACGAGUGUGGGAAAGCUUUCCGAAGUCCAAUGAAUAUUGCUCGUCACAAAUUACUCCACACCGGGGUAAAAAGUUACACUUGCGAUAUAUGCGAUUACUCCUGUUACCAGAAAACAAAUCUCGAAUACCAUCAACGAAGGCACUCAAAAGACUAUUUCUACAUUUGUGAAAUAUGCUCAAAAGGAUUUCAUCAGAGGAAAGAACUAAUCGAACACGAAAAUACACAUUCCGGUAUCAAACCCUAUCAGUGUCAACUAUGCGAUAAGUCUUAUCCAUACAAGAAAAAUCUGGUGUCCCACAUCAAGAUUCAUCAUCCUGAAAUGACCAGAACGAGGACGAGGAGCUAUAAACAUAAAUGUCAAUUUUGCAAGGAAAGAUUUUGCAAUAAAAAACUACUUCAGCAGCAUUCCAAAAUGCAUCAGAGUUUGCCGAAAAGCUCUAAAGUUUUGUGCGAUUUGUGCGGUCAGCAAUUGUCUUCAAAAAGUGCACUUACUCAUCAUCUGAAACUACAUGCUGGAGAAAAAUCUAUCAGCUGUAAUAUUUGUGGGAAAGCAUUUGCUAAGUGGGAUAAUUUAAAGGUUCAUCAGAGAAUUCACACGGGAGAGAAGCCAUUUAUUUGCUCACUGUGUGGAAAAACUUUUUCUCAAAAAUCCACACUUGUUCUGCAUCUUAGGUACCAUACUGGGGAAAGACCUUACAGAUGUUCAGAUUGCGGAAAGGAUUUUGUCUCCAGUUCGCUUUUGAAAAGACAUAGACUAAUUCAUGAAAAAUUGUUGAUAAACUGGGUCAACCAUCAAAUAUUAGAUAUCAAAAAUGGAAAAGAAUCAACUCUAAACCAAAAAUUCGAAAACAGUGGCGGAAAGUCCUGCGAAUUUUGCGAAGAGAAAUUUCAUUUCGUCACCAGGUUAGUAGCGCAUUUACGAAUAGUUCACGGAAUCCUCAGACCCUUUAAAUGCGACAGCUGUGGUAAAACCUAUCCUCAACAAUUUAUGUUAAACGCCCACAUAAAAAAAUCCCAUACGCCGAAAAUAGUGCCUUGCAACCAAUGCGACUUCAUGGGAGUCUCAAAAGCUGAUGUAGAACGGCACCGGAAACGGGUCCACAAGGAGGUGAAGUUCAUCUGCGAAAUCUGCAGUGAAGUCUUCCUCACCGAAGAACUAUUGAUGACGCACACGACCAUGCACGAAUUUAUGCAAUUUCAUCAAUGCAACGCCUGCGGGAGCACCUUCGACGACCUCUACACUCUCCGCGAACACAAUCAUCUUUAUCAUUACAACGCGGAUCUGGGAACAGCAAAACAAAACGACGAACCAAUCCAACACAGAUGUGAAAUUUGCGGCAAAACUUACAAAUAUCGAUCGAUGCUGAAGCAGCACAAAAUCAAGGGUCACUCAGACCCAGUUGCCUGCGAGAGGCGAAGGUAUCUCUGCGCUCUUUGCGGAAAGGAGCUCAAAACUGCUAAAGGUCUCGAGAUUCAUACGAGAUCUCAUACGGGGGAGAAGCCAUACACCUGCGAAGUUUGUGGAAAAUGUUUUGCCUGUGAGACUUUGUUGAGAACGCAUAGUGUGACCCAUACGGGGGAAAGAAAAUAUUCCUGUGAUCAAUGUGGCAAAGCUUUUACGCAGAGGUCGACACUGGUGGUCCAUAAAAGGUACCAUAGUGGAGAAAGACCGUAUCUUUGUCCGAAAUGCGGUAAAGGUUUUGUUACGAGAACUGUACUUAAUACUCAUUUGAAAUCCUGUCGUUUAUGAGCAGGAGACUGAUUUUUAUGAUUUAGGUCAAGGAUAGGGGAAUAAGCAUUUUCAUUUAUUUUUAUAGCUGUUUGGAAUUUUCUGUUUCGAGUAUUUUUAUAAUUAGUGGAAUGGGCUGGACCAACAUUAAUUGCAAGUACGGGAUUUU
Molecule: messenger RNA, 9765 nt
Organism: Belonocnema kinseyi
Lineage: Eukaryota; Metazoa; Arthropoda; Insecta; Hymenoptera; Cynipidae
Exons: 16
Coding region: 105-9617 (3170 amino acids)
Biological process (GO): regulation of transcription by RNA polymerase II
Cellular component (GO): nucleus
Molecular function (GO): zinc ion binding; DNA-binding transcription factor activity, RNA polymerase II-specific; RNA polymerase II transcription regulatory region sequence-specific DNA binding
Source: RefSeq, a predicted model, not a curated record